Molecule: messenger RNA, 1518 nt
Organism: Aspergillus fumigatus Af293
Lineage: Eukaryota; Fungi; Ascomycota; Eurotiomycetes; Eurotiales; Aspergillaceae
Product: putative feruloyl esterase
Source: RefSeq, a predicted model, not a curated record
AUGAGCCACAUCGGCCCAGCCAUAGAAUGCUCCCCAUCGGCGAUUCCCACACCAGCGGUCUUCGGUGCCGAAAUCCUCUCCCUCGAGGCAUCUUGGGUCAGGAACUUUACUCUCGACGUGCCUGGUAAUUUCAACUACAACCACGGUGCUCAGUCGGUGCAGAAUGUGGAUUUCUGCAAUGUGACGGUGACCUACAGCCAUCCAGGCUACGACGACCGAAUUACGGUCGAAACCUGGCUGCCACGCCACUGGAACCAACGCCUGCAAGCCACCGGUGGAGGGGGAUGGCGUGCGGGUCGCUUCGUCCUGUCCCAGUUUUUCAUGGGAGGUGCCAUUGGAGAGGGAUACGCGACGACAACCACUGAUGCCGGCCUCGGGGAUACAAUGCCAGACGCAUGGGCUCUGAAGAGCACUGGGAAUGUCAACCUCGAAUACCUGCAUAAUCUGGGCUAUAGAUCCCUCAACGACGAAGCGAUCAUCGCCAAGGACCUGGUGCGCAGCUUCUACGGCAUCCCGCCGGCGUAUUCUUACUGGAGUGGCUGUUCGCAGGGCGGACGCCAGGGUCUCAUGCUUGCGCAGCGGUACCCGCACGCCUAUGAUGGUAUUGUGGCCUCUGCACCGGCGCAGUCGUGGCCCGAGUUUGUGACUGCGGUUUACUAUCCGCUCCUGGCGCCGCUGUGGGCCGGGGAGCCGUCUCCCCUCAGCUGUGAACUGGAAUUCCUGACUGCGGAGGCUGUGAAGCACUGUGAUUCCCAGGACGGGAUUGUUGAUGGGAUCAUUUCGGACCCGAACAACUGUGACUUUGACCCGUUCAGCGCUGUGAAUAAGACUUUUUCCUGCACCGCUACUGGAAAGCCCAUGAGACUGACCAGAGCGGCAGCGAUCACUGCAAAAGCGGCUUGGACAGGUCCUAGGACUGUUGCCGGUGACUUCUUGUGGUACGGCGUGAACCCGGGGUCAGACAUCACUGGUUUGGGAGUCGCGCCAGGCCAGAACCUCACAACUAGCCCUGACGAGUGGCUCAGCUUGUUUCUGGUCAAGAACCAAAGCUUCGACGCCACCCAACUGAGUCAUGAGGAAUAUGGCACGCUCUUCCACUUCUCCGUCAAGGAAUACACCGAUGUCAUGGCCGCCAAUGACCCCGAUCUGACCGCGUUCAAGAAAGCCGGAGGGAAGCUCCUCACAUACCAUGGCAUGGCCGAUGAAAGCAUUCCAACGAAGGGUACAGAGCAUUAUUAUCGCGCAGUCAGCCAGUUGAUUCCAGACGUACAAGACUUCUACCGGUACUUUGAGUCUCCGGGUCUGGCCCAUUGUGCUGGCGGCAGGGGAGGACAGCCAACAACUGCGUUUGAUGCGUUGAGGAAAUGGGUGGAGAACGGUACUGCACCCGAGUUUCUCCCAGUGCGCGUCAAUGGGACGGAUGGAGAGCACAACCGGAUUCUGUGUCCCUAUCCGGCCAAACCGAUCCAGCAAGGUGGAAACGCCUCUGGCGUUGGAAGUUUCCGCUGUGUCCAUUGA